Messenger RNA from Gastrolobium bilobum, 991 nucleotides. RefSeq names its product proteasome subunit beta type-3-A. The record is from RefSeq and is a predicted model, not a curated record. Gene Ontology annotation, biological process: proteasome-mediated ubiquitin-dependent protein catabolic process. The transcript is spliced from 6 exons. Gene Ontology annotation, cellular component: proteasome core complex, beta-subunit complex; proteasome core complex. Lineage: Eukaryota; Viridiplantae; Streptophyta; Magnoliopsida; Fabales; Fabaceae. Bases 70 to 684 code for a protein of 204 amino acids.
AUUAUCACCAUCGUGUUUUAGGGUUUAGAAUUUGCAUCGAGAGGAGUAUUGAGUUGUUCGGAUCAAAAGAUGUCGAUCUUCGAGUACAACGGAAGUGCCCUAGUUGCUAUGGUGGGCAAGAACUGCUUCGCCAUUGCCAGCGAUCGAAGACUCGGCGUUCAGCUUCAGACCAUAGCCACUGAUUUCCAAAGAAUUUCUAAGAUUCACGAUAAGCUCUUCAUUGGUCUCUCUGGCCUCGCCACCGAUGCUCAGACACUGUAUCAGCGUCUCGUUUUUCGGCACAAACUGUAUCAGCUUCGUGAAGAGAGGGAUAUGAAACCAGAGACCUUUGCUAGCUUAGUGUCUGCUCUUCUGUAUGAGAAAAGGUUUGGUCCAUACUUUUGCCAGCCUGUAAUUGCUGGAUUAGGGGAUGAAGACAAACCAUUCAUUUGCACAAUGGAUGCAAUUGGAGCAAAGGAGCUUGCAAAAGAUUUUGUUGUUGCUGGCAGUGCAUCUGAGUCUCUAUAUGGUGCUUGCGAGUCGAUGUUUAAGCCUGACAUGGAAUCAGAGGAAUUGUUUGAGACCAUCUCCCAAGCACUGCUAUCAUCUGUAGAUCGUGAUUGUUUAAGUGGUUGGGGUGGGCAUGUCUAUGUUGUCACGCCAACCGAAGUAAAGGAAAGGAUUUUGAAGGGACGGAUGGAUUAACUUUUAAGCCACCUGUCAUCCAUUUCCCAUCACUUCGUUUUCUGUUUAGUGCGGAGCUGAAUAGCUAGCAGAUCAUUUGCCAAGCAUUGUUAAUGGGUUCCUUGUUAUUGUGGCACUUUAACUGUACCCUGAAAAUUAUAUUCAAACAGUUUACUAUUUGUAUAUUUAGUUUAUCGGUGAAAGAGGAUUCUGUAGUCUGGCAUGUUGUGAAUUAAAUUAUGAGUGAUCUGUUGGAUGUUUUUAGUCGAGAUUGGUGGCAUGCAAAGCUCAAGAAAGAUACAACAAAAAUUGUCCCCAAAUCCAAUUU